GAAGGGAGCUGGGAGGCUGCACAGCCAGGCACUGGAGCAGGACCAUCCACACGCGCAGCCAGCAGCACAGGAGCUGGGCUGUUCCUCUUCCUUUUUUUUUUUAUUUUUAUUUUUUAUUUUUUUUUCCGCCUCUCUCCAUCACUCCAGACGGGUUGAUUUAAUUACUGCUAUUUUUAAAUUAUUUUGCUACCUGACUUUUGCGUCGUUUUGAUCUACCUUGCCGACGCACGCACGCUCCUCUCUGUUUGUUUUGUUUUGUUUUGUUUUUAAUUGAAGGUUGUGCUAAGACUUUUUGGAAAGCCUUAAAAAAAGGAAAAGAGGGGGAAAGAAGCCAGCAAAAGACUGAAAAGCGCAAGAGAAAGUGGCAGCUAAGAAGGACUGUGAAAUCACCUCCCCUUUCUGGGGCUGUCCAUCAGAGCGAGAGUUGUACAUUAUUACUAUUGUUUUUCUUUCUCCAUCCAUCUAUCCACAUACUCACGCAGAGAGAGAGAGAGAGAGAGAGACAAGUACAGACAGUGAAACUCAACGAGACCAGCCAUGGUAGCAAGGGCUCAGCCUGAUCGGAAACAAUUACCACUGGUCCUACUGAGAUUGCUUUGCCUUCUCCCUACAGGGCUGCCAGUCCGCAGCGUGGAUUUUAACCGAGGUACCGAUAACAUCACCGUGAGGCAGGGGGAUACGGCCAUCCUCAGGUGUUAUGUAGAAGACAGAAGCUCCAAGGUGGCCUGGUUAAACCGUUCCGGCAUCAUUUUUGCUGGAGAGGACAAGUGGUCCCUGGACCCUCGAGUAGAGCUGGAGAAGAGAAACCCCCUGGAGUACAGCCUGCGGAUCCAGAAAGUGGAUGUCUACGAUGAGGGGUCCUAUACGUGUUCAGUGCAGACACAGCAUCACCCCAAGACUUCCCAGGUUUACUUGAUCGUGCAAGUUCCACCAAAGAUCUCCAAUAUCUCCUCGGACAUCACCGUGAAUGAGGGCAGCAACGUGACCCUGGUUUGCAUGGCAAAUGGACGUCCUGAGCCUGUCAUCACCUGGAGGCACCUCACCCCAACAGGCAGAGAGUUUGAAGGUGAGGAAGAGUAUCUGGAGAUCCUGGGGAUCACGCGAGAGCAGUCGGGCAAGUACGAGUGCAAAGCUGCCAACGAGGUUGCUUCAGCAGAUGUCAAGCAAGUCCGGGUCACUGUGAACUACCCUCCCACCAUCACAGAGUCCAAGAGCAAUGAAGCGGCCACAGGACGACAAGCCUUACUGCGGUGCGAGGCAUCAGCAGUGCCCACACCUGAUUUUGAGUGGUACAGGGAUGACACCAGGAUAAACAGCGCCAACGGUCUGGAGAUAAAGAGCACGGGGAGCCAGUCUCUGCUGAUGGUGGCCAACGUCACUGAGGAGCACUACGGGAACUACACCUGCGUGGCUGCCAACAAGCUGGGAGUCACAAACGCCAGCCUAUACCUUUACAAACGAGUUUUACCCACACUCCCCAACCCUUUUCCAGGACCCGGCACGGGGAGAGUAGACAACGGCUCCAUGAGUUUGGCCGUCCCACUGUGGCUGCUGGCAGCGUCCCUGCUCUGCCUACUCAGCAAAUGUUAAUACAAAUCAGAAUUAAAAAUAAUAAUAUUAAUAAUAAUUAAAAAAAAAAAAAAACAACAACCAACACGACAACAACGACGACGACAACACACAAAGCAAAACGCGUUAUACAGGAGACAGAGCGAAGAGAGGGGAGAGAGAAAAAAAGAGAGGGGGAGAGAGGGAGAGGACCGUUUCUUUCACAACUUUUGUGUGUUCAGGAGCGAAGAGGGGGGAGAGGAAAAAUCACAGCAAAGACGACUCAGCAACACUUAAUACGAUUUCUGACAAGCCGGCCGUCAAGUCACCGACCGUCUAGGAGGCAACACAAAGCGAGGGGGAGAAUGAGGCACCAGCAAGGAGCACGUCGCCGGAGGAUGCUGCCAAGUAAACACACCAACGAAACCCGCAAAGCCAGUCGAACAGAAGAUCCCUUUUCUUUUCUCUCCUCCUUCCUCUUUUCCAUACUCCUUCACCUGCCUUCCUUCCUUCCUUCCUCCUCUUUCAUUCUUUUGCAGAAAGAGGUCUUUGCUUCCGCGUCUGUAGCCACUUAACUUUUUGGAUGCCCUUGGUCAUUUUUUUGAGCCAACGCUCAGGCAGUUCAUACUUUUAGGGAAAAAAAAAAAAAAAAAGGAAAAAAAAAAAAAACAGAGCAAGUUAUCUGAAGCUCUCUGCACACUGGUGUCCCGUGAAGAACCCCUUCCUCUCCUCACCUCAUCCUGUGCUCCUGUGCACCGGGCUCUUGCUAAAAACCUUCCUUCCUGUACCCUCCUUCCUGCAACAUCACGCUCUGGCCUGAACUAAAGUUGUGUCGAUUCAACCGAAACCAUACUUUUAUUCUUAUUUCCUUUUUUUUUUUUUUUUUUUUCAAUUCUCUUCCUCUCCCCCUCGAUUUGACUACGCGUCUUUCUCUUUCUCCGGUGUGUGCCUGCGUGCGUGCGUGCAUGCGUGCAUGUGUGUGCGCGUGGCUCUCGCGCUCUGUCUCCUCUUUCUCUCUUUCUCCUGCUCUCUCUAAGCAUGCAAGAGGAACAGUCCAUGUGUACAUACGCUCAUCCCGCUGUAGAUAAUGUCCUGCCUUGUAAGUGUGAGACCAGAUGCUGACAGAUCACUCGGGCAGAGAAGAGGGGUGAGGAGAGAGGGGCAGCUGCAGCACAGGUUCCCCUGGUGGCCCUUCUCCAGCAUCCUCCUGGCCACCUUGCUUGCAAGAAUCAGCCUGCAUCCUUUUUUAACCCUUUUUUUUCCCCUCCCACCUGCACCUGUCUGGCUCUCAGCCUUCGAGCAGCAGCAUAGCAGCUCCUGCUACACCUCACGUGAGUGAGUGCACAGGUGUGUGUUUGUCCAAAUACAUAGAAAAAACGGGACUGCCCUGCGGUACGGCGUGCAGAGAGGAGGUGCCUGCUCCUGGGGAGGAGAGGCUGGGCCAGUAGAGGUGAGGGAUGAGACCUUGGCCAUGGCUGAGCAGCCUGUCCUGUAGGUACAGUGUGCGUAGGAGUGAUGCCUCGACUAAAAGCCACGCUGUGGUCAUUGCUUACCAUCUCAGUGAUCAUGCAAAAAUAGCGCCGAUGCCGCCCUUUUGUUGUUGUCCUCACCAUCCUCCCCGUUACAAGAAGUGUGUGCUGUGUAAGGGUGUGUGUGCGUGUGUGUCUUACCGCUGCUGUGAUGAAGCUCACUUUGCAAAUUACACAACUGAAACAAAUUGGGUCAGAAAAUGUCCAGGACCUGUGAAUGUAAGAG
Oxyura jamaicensis (ruddy duck) is the source of this 3303-nucleotide messenger RNA. It is a transcript of the gene LSAMP, whose product is annotated as limbic system associated membrane protein. The coding region runs from base 538 to 1590 and encodes 350 amino acids. NCBI's taxonomy places the organism in Eukaryota, Metazoa, Chordata, Aves, Anseriformes, Anatidae. Gene Ontology annotation, cellular component: neuron projection. The transcript is spliced from 8 exons. The record is from RefSeq and is a predicted model, not a curated record.